UUUUUUUGCUUGUAAGCAUACCUUUACUUGAACACAGAAAAUGGUUGCUGUGUUCAACAAGGAACUUUUAAGCUGGUACCUUAUUACUCUUAAACUCAAAGAAACUGUAGAUGCCAGAAUACCGAGUUGUAGCCGUUCAGUCGAAUCUCUAGGCGUAGAAACUCGACAGCCAUCCAAUGAACUUCAGAUAGAGAUCAAUGGAGAUUUUGACAACUCAAAAGAAGGUCCGAAAUCACCAGAAUCUGAAUGGAUGAUCACAGUAAGAGAAAAGCUCGAUCUUGCCCAAAAAGACGAUGUGGGGGGAACAUGGGGUAAAAUAUGCAUCUAUAGAGUUCCUCAGUAUUUACGCGAUGGCGAAGAUAAAGCUUAUAUCCCAAAUAUCGUUUCUUUAGGUCCUUACCAUCAUGGGAAAAAACGCCUUCGACCCAUGGAGCGUCAUAAAUGGCGUGCAUUUUAUCAAAUUCUUAAACGUGGUAAUCAAGAUGCUAAAUUAUAUCUUGAUUCUAUUAAAGAACUUGAAGAAAGGGCAAGGGAUUGCUAUGAAGGGCAGAUUACUAUUAGCAGUAACGACUUUGUAGAAAUGAUGGUUCUUGAUGGGUGUUUUGUUCUUGAGCUUUUUCGUGGGGCGGCUGAGGGGUUUAUAAAGCUCGGUUAUGCUCGAUGUGAUCCUGUGUUUGCAAUGAGGGGAUCAAUGCACUCAAUUCAAAGAGAUAUGAUAAUGCUGGAGAAUCAGAUUCCUAUGUUCAUACUUGACACGUUAUUAGGCCUGCAGUUUGGUCAGCCUGACCAAACUGGAGGCCUAGUUGCAAGACUUGCUUUGCAUUUCUUUGACCCAUUAAUGCCAACAGAUGAACCGUUGACAAAAAGUGACCGGAACAAAAUGGUAUCAUCACUUGGGUUCACAAACACGUUUGACCCGUUGUCUGACCAAUCUUAUCUUCACUGCCUUCAUGUUUUUAGGCAGAGCCUAUUAAGGAGAGGGCCACAGAUGGAACCAAGAAAAUGGAUCAAGAGAUGGUCACACAGUAGUCGGGUUGCUGAUAAACGUAGGACACAGCUUAUACACUGUGUAACCGAGCUCAAAGAAGCAGGAAUCAAAUUCAAGAAAAGAAAAACAGAUCGUUUUUGGGAUAUCAAGUUCAAAGACGGAGUUCUAAAGAUACCCCGGUUGUUAAUCCAUGAUGGAACCAAAUCUCUUUUUCUUAACCUAAUAGCUUUUGAGCAGUCACAUUUAGAUUGUGGGAACGAAAUUACAUCGUAUGUGAUCUUCAUGGACAAUUUGAUAAACUCACAGGAGGAUGUAGGGUACCUCCAUUACUGUGGGAUCAUCGAGCACUGGUUAGGGAGUGAUGCUGAUGUGGCUGAUCUGUUUAAUCGGUUGUGUCAAGAAGUCGUUUUUGACAUCAACAACAGUUAUCUUUCAGAGUUGUCAGAAAAGGUAAAUCGGUUUUAUAACCACAAGUGGAACUCAUGGCGGGCGAGCUUAAUGCAUAACUAUUUUAGCAAUCCUUGGGCCAUUAUUUCGUUUUUCGCAGCUGUCAUUCUGCUAAUCCUCACCGCUGGACAGACGUUUUAUGGUAUUUAUGGGUAUUACAAUCCACCUUGAUGAUGUUCUUGGGUGUAAUAUAGAAACUUCUAUUAUUUGUUGUUUGGAGUUGAUACAUAAUUGGGAGAUAAUCUCCAUUGGAUUUACACAAGGGUGUCAAGUUUCUGUGUGUUUGGGACCACAAUAAAAUUGUAAUGUUUAAAGAAUAGCAUACUUGAAAUACAAUUCUUGCAUAACAGUAUGACUUGGGAGUAUAUAAUGAAAUAUUUGUUGUUUGGAAAA
Messenger RNA from Erigeron canadensis, 1828 nucleotides. RefSeq names its product UPF0481 protein At3g47200-like. The coding region runs from base 41 to 1606 and encodes 521 amino acids. The record is from RefSeq and is a predicted model, not a curated record. Lineage: Eukaryota; Viridiplantae; Streptophyta; Magnoliopsida; Asterales; Asteraceae. The transcript has a single exon.